Messenger RNA from Ruditapes philippinarum (Manila clam), 1224 nucleotides. Its product is annotated as isocitrate dehydrogenase [NAD] subunit gamma, mitochondrial-like. Gene Ontology annotation, biological process: tricarboxylic acid cycle; isocitrate metabolic process. The transcript is spliced from 12 exons. Gene Ontology annotation, cellular component: mitochondrion. NCBI's taxonomy places the organism in Eukaryota, Metazoa, Mollusca, Bivalvia, Venerida, Veneridae. The record is from RefSeq and is a predicted model, not a curated record. Bases 73 to 1224 code for a protein of 383 amino acids.
UCCAUUUUGACAGAUGGCUCCAACAUUCGGAAACAUUCGGUGUUCAUCGCUUAGCGGAGGUCAAGGACAAACAUGGCUGCGUCCAUACGGCGUUCGAUUCAACUUCAAAAACUUCUUAAAAAUCUGAGAGUUUCACCACAGGUUGUUUUACCUCAGAGGAAUCAAGUCACAGCUACUAGAGCUUCUGUUGAGAAGUUUGGCAAGUAUGGAGGAAGAAAUACAGUGACUGCUUUAACUGGGGAUGGUGUUGGCCCAGAGCUCCUUAAACAUGUCCAUGACAUAUUCAGAUAUGCUGGAGCUCCAGUCGUAUUUGAAGAGGUGAAUAUAAAUGCUGACAUAACAGAUGAAGAGUUUCUCAAUCAGGCUUUACUCUCCGUGGGCAGGAAUGGAGUUGCUAUAAAAGGUAACAUAGCAACGAAUCAUGACAGUUCAGUAGCAUCUAUGAAUGUAAAACUAAGACUGGACCUGAAUCUCUUUGCGAAUGUUGUAAGAUGUAAGUCUUUACCUGGAGUACCAACUCGGCACCAGGAUAUAGACAUGAUCCUAAUCAGAGAAAACACAGAGGGCGAAUACUCAAACCUUGAACAUGAGAGUGUUGAUGGUGUUAUUGAAAGUCUGAAAAUCAUCACAGCAGCUAAAUCUACAAAUAUUGCCAGAUAUGCAUUUGAUUAUGCACAGAAACAUGGGAGGAAGAAAGUCACAGCUGUACACAAGGCAAACAUUAUGAAACUUGGAGAUGGGUUAUUCUUGAAUUGCUGUAGGAAUGUUGCAAAAGAUUAUCCUGAGAUUGAGUUUAACGAUAUGAUCAUUGAUAAUGCUAGUAUGCAGAUGGUGUCACGACCCCAGCAGUUUGAUGUGCUUGUGAUGCCUAACUUGUAUGGUAACAUUCUCAGUAACAUAGCAACAGGGCUAGUGGGAGGUUCUGGUGUAGUGGGCGGAGUUAAUGUUGGGGAGGAGUAUGCUGUCUUUGAAAUGGGAACUAGAAACACUGGUUUGUCAUUGAAAGGGAAGAACAUUGCAAAUCCCACUGGGCUGCUGUUGGCUAGCUGUGAUAUGCUGGACUAUCUAGGACAUUACAGACACGCAACUCUGAUCAGGGAAUCAGUUCUUAACGUUCUCAAUGAAAAAAAGGUUCAUACGCCGGAUCUUGGAGGUCAAGCCACAACAACAGAUGUCAUUCAUGCCAUAAUUCAGGAGCUUAAACCUAAAACAAAAGCUUGGUAA